Girardinichthys multiradiatus is the source of this 1197-nucleotide messenger RNA. It is a transcript of the gene eif4ebp1, whose product is annotated as eukaryotic translation initiation factor 4E binding protein 1. Gene Ontology annotation, molecular function: eukaryotic initiation factor 4E binding. The coding region runs from base 307 to 663 and encodes 118 amino acids. Gene Ontology annotation, cellular component: cytoplasm. Lineage: Eukaryota; Metazoa; Chordata; Actinopteri; Cyprinodontiformes; Goodeidae. The record is from RefSeq and is a predicted model, not a curated record. Gene Ontology annotation, biological process: negative regulation of translational initiation. The transcript has 3 exons.
CCUGCAGACUGUCUGUCUGUCAGUGUGUUGAUGUGUGCAUGUGGAAGCAAAGUGUGCUGAGAGCUUUGUAACAAAGAUCGUCGACACUUUAAGUGUGUGUGAGAUAGGGCGCAUGUUGGGAUGUGAGGAAUUCAGACUUGCACUAAUAAAAAGGAGAUAUUUAUUUUUAUUUAGUAGAAAGGAGCCAUUCUGUAGAGCCAAAGCAGCUUCUGCCACUUUCCCUGGCUUUGUUCUGCCAAACCCAGGCUUUUUGGCUGGUUCAUGUCACUUAGUUAGCUAGUUUGAGUUCAUUACAGUUGAGCAAAGAUGUCCACUGACUGCCAGAAGACAACUGCCAAGGCCAUCCCUUCGACCAUCAGGGUGACCAUCAACAACGCGGAUCACAUGCCCCACGACUACUCUACUACCCCCGGAGGGACCCUGUUUAGCACCACACCUGGAGGUACCCGGAUCAUCUAUGACCGAAAGUUCCUGCUAGAGUGUCGCAGCUCUCCGUUGGCCAGGACCCCUCCUCGAGGUUUGCCCUCCAUUCCAGGGGUCACCAGUCCAUCCAAAGAGCCCAAUGAGAAGACCGUCAAUGGAAAAGUCAAGAACAACAACUCCAUUCCUGCUCCUGAGACAAGCAAUGCCGGUGAUGACGCACAGUUUCAAAUGGACAUCUAGAUGGAGCUGAGCGAGUAUUAUAGUGUGACAAAGAGAUGAUCAGGACCACCUCUUUUUCAAAAUGUGUCUGAGACAAAGGCAUGACUUCAUCAUCAUGUUGUUUCAACAUCCAUUAUUUCUCACUCUCAUUUGGUUGUUUUGCACAGAACAAAGCUGUUUCCUGUUUGCUUUAAGGCUCAAACUUUUUUUUUUUUUUUUUUUUUUUUACAUGUGAAAAUGUGCCUUUCUGUAGUGGCUGCGAGUUAAAAAUCACCACUGAAAAGUACCUAACACCAACAUUGCCUCAUUGAUGGGUAACUUGAACACUUGAAAAAAAUACUGAUCUAAUCCUCCGGAUAAACAUUCAUUCCAGAACCACUUGUCGUUCAGUGUGUUUUUCAUAAUCCUGCCAGCUCUCUUUAGAUACUAGCUUCAGAUCUUACAAAGGUUCUUCCCCUGAAGUGUUUCAUAGAAAAUAUGAAGCUGACUAUUUUUUGAUGUUAUGAAACAAUUUUCACAUGGUUUGUCGGGUGAAUAAAGAAAACACCAAUGAAA